Sapajus apella (tufted capuchin) is the source of this 5306-nucleotide messenger RNA. RefSeq names its product chromosome unknown C5orf51 homolog (gene RIMOC1). The record is from RefSeq and is a predicted model, not a curated record. The transcript is spliced from 6 exons. Lineage: Eukaryota; Metazoa; Chordata; Mammalia; Primates; Cebidae. Bases 170 to 1051 code for a protein of 293 amino acids. Gene Ontology annotation, biological process: mitophagy.
AAAAAUAACCCGGAAUGACCUUUGCCGGUCUGGGCCUGCCCUCUUUCGUAGCUGAUGUCUCCUCCCACCAACGAGGCGAGCUCCGCCCUACGCCCCGCCCUUGCUGGGGGAUCAGGUGAUUGCAGGCCGACACCGUCACGUGGCCCAGGCGCGCCCGCCGAUUGUGGCCAUGGCGGCCGCAGUCUCUAGUGUGGUGAGACGAGUGGAAGAGCUCGGAGACCUGGCUCAGGCCCACAUACAGCAACUUAGCGAAGCUGCCGGCGAAGAUGAUCACUUUUUAAUUCGGGCCUCUGCAGCAUUAGAAAAAUUGAAACUCCUGUGUGGAGAAGAGAAGGAAUGUUCAAAUCCAUCAAAUCUUCUAGAACUUUACACACAGGCUAUUUUGGACAUGACCUAUUUUGAAGAGAACAAACUAGUGGAUGAAGAUUUUCCUGAAGACUCUUCACAGAAAGUAAAAGAGCUGAUCAGUUUUCUUUCAGAGCCAGAAAUUUUAGUUAAGGAAAAUAAUAUGCAUCCAAAACACUGCAAUUUGCUUGGGGACGAGCUACUGGAAUGUCUCUCUUGGAGACGAGGAGCCCUGCUGUAUAUGUAUUGCCAUUCUCUGACCAAAAGAAGAGAGUGGCUCUUGAGAAAAUCCAGUUUGCUUAAAAAGUACCUUGUUGAUGGAAUCAGUUACUUGCUACAGAUGCUAAAUUAUCGAUGUCCUAUCCAGUUAAAUGAAGGAGUUUCUUUCCAGGACCUAGACACAGCUAAAUUACUGAGUGCAGGAAUAUUUAGUGACAUUCAUCUGCUGGCUAUGAUGUACAGUGGAGAAAUGUGUUACUGGGGAUCGAAGUAUUGUGCUGAUCAGCAACCAGAAAAUCAUGAAAUGGAUGCUGAUGUUUCUGGAGCAAGCUGCACUAUACAAAAGGAACCCUUGGAUUUCCGAGAAGUAGGAGAAAAAAUCUUGAAAAAGUAUGUAUCUGUGUGUGAAGGACCCCUGAAAGAACAAGAAUGGAAUACAACGAACGCAAAACAAAUUUUAAACUUCUUUCAUCAUCGCUGUAACUAGUAAGUUCAUCUAGUCCUUUUCAAGUAGAAAAACAAGACCCAUGAAAUGGAAAAGAGAGUUCCAACAAAGAAAGACAUGUUGAUACUGGAUAUGAGAAUAUUACACUGCAUAAAGAUAUGCAGCUUGGGUACCCUUCUUUAAACGCCAUCCAUCUUUUUCAUUAUAUAUUCUUAAACCUAUGAAGGGGUGAUUCUUUAAUUUCUAAAGUGUUGUUCAAACUCACCUUGAAAUACAGAUAUUAUGUCACUAAUAAUGAGGAGUAACUCAAUUUCGCUUUACAAAGAUUUUUUCUGUUACUUUAGAUUAUUUUUUUAUUAUGGUGUAUGUAACACAAGUUUACCAUUUUUAUCAUCUUUAGAUUAUUUUUUAAUCUCCCAUCUUGAAGUUUGCCAUGCUUCAGAAAUUAAAGUCAAGUUACCUCAUUGCUUUGAAUACAUACUAUGGAUAUAAAUGUAGGCAAAAUGAAAGAUUAUGACUAAUAUUCAGAUUCCAUUUUCAAUAAAGUUAAAUAAUGAAAGAUCUCACAAAGGAAUCAUUGUGUUUAAUUAUUCUGCCAUGUAUUACUAAUUGUAUUUAAAAUUUCUACUUCCUUUAGGCAUUUUAUAAAAAUUUAAAAAUUAUUUUUCUAUUUUGUUUAAAAGAAAAUGCAUGGCUUUUCAAGUGGCUAAUGAAGAUCAAAACUAAGUUAGGUUAGUCUACCAUUAGUUCAUAUGCUUUUAUAGCAUAUGUUUUCAUACCAUACUGAAAUUUUAAUAUUUUCUGCCUUUAAUAAUCGAGGUGAGUGUUAAAGGCCAGGGAGCCUAACUUGAUAUCUUGCUUAUGGUCUUUCUGUCUACCUCAUCUUGGGAUGAUCUUUCUGAUACCUUGCUGAUAUCUUGGACUUCUGCCUCAGUAACUUUAUCACAUUCCAGCAGCUUAUUCCUGCAGCCUUACUUGGAAUAUCACCACCUUGAGUUUCUCUUUUUGGUAAAAUUUCAGUAACUGAUAACUGCCCUCUUUUCAGUUUUUUUACUUCCUUGUUUUAUUGACUUUUCUCUCCUUUUAUGCUUGUUACACAUUCUUCAGUUCCUUCUCACCCCCUUUUCUUGACUGCUCCCCUUCCUCCUAAACUAUUAGCCACUUUCAGGCUUGCUUUCCUAUCCACCCUCAGCUUUAUGGGGCACUAUAUGAACUAAUCUCACCACUUCUUCUUCCCCUAGUCUUUUAGUCUAGUUCUUCUGCAAGCCCUCAACAUCAGAUUAAUCCUGUUUAUUAUCUAUCUUUUCUGGGAGGCUGAGUUCUUCAAGGGUAGUCCUUCAGUGGAAUCACUACAGAUGUCUCGCUUCAGCCUUAGAAAAGCCCUCAGUGUAAACCUUCUGUUUGUUACUAGGGUAGCCUCUGUCCCAUUUCCUGCUGUGGCUGAGCUGAGCCAAACUUCAUUACUUUCCUUAGGCCCUCUGCCCCUCAUCUAGCAUAUGGCUCUUCCUCCUAUUGGACAAAAAAUUGAGACCAUGAAGAGGUGAACUUGUAUUUACCAACUUUAUUCAUUUUCCCUUGUUUUAGAGGAAAAGAGCUUGCCUGCUUCCUAUCAAAAGCUACUGUGUGCUACAGGUUGGUUUCAUCUCUUCUGUCUCCCUCAUUUCCCUUGUGUUGUCUUACUUUCUGCCUACCUUUUAGAUAUUUAUCUUUGCUAGAUUUUCUCUCUCUCUUUUUUUUCACUUUACAUAUUUUAUACAAUGUUAUUCAUAGCCAUGGCUUUUACCACCUGUAAUAUCAGACUGAGUCUCAAACCUGCAACUUGUAUCCUGGCUUCUCUCUUGCUCUCUCAACCUUGUUUCUAACUACCUAUCAAAUAUCUUCACUUAGAUAUCCCAUAGUAAUUUUAAAUGCAAUGUGUCCAAACAUCAAGUCCUUGUCUUUUAUAUAAAAUCCUUUCUGCUUUACAAGUUUUCUCUUUUGGGGAUCUUCCACAGAUCAGAGCAACACAGAAUACUUAACUUCUCAGCCAUGUCUCUGUAGUCAUCCUGUAUCAUCAUGUUAUAGUGCAGUGUUGCUCAAACAGUUAAAAUCCAGUCUGCUUUAUCAGUAAACAUAACAAUUCUGAUAGAGCCUUUGUGGCAAGGGGAAUCUCUCAAUUCCUGCCCCAGCACCCUUGCUUAUCCUUACACAGCUAAGAUUUUUUAUUUAACUUAGCAUUUUAGCAGGUUUUAUUAUGAAAAUACCUUUGUGCUUUCUAAGUAUAAAGAUUUAAAUUAUUUUUAAUAUGGUUUUUAGAACCACAGUCUGUCCCUCUUUUUAGAGCAUCCUGAUCAAUUGCAGGUACUUCCAGUUCUUCCCCAAAUGUACUUCUACAGCCUUCUUUGUGACCAAGUGAAUACCUACCUACUUUUUAAGACUCAGCUUCAGUGAUUCUGUUUUCUUGGGCUUUUUUCAGCCCGUUUCAGUCAAAUUAGAUGCUCCUUUGUUCUGGUUCUUUACUCUUCCCCUCCCAUGUUAUCACACUGAUCACAUUGCUUUGUAAUUAUUUUAUUUAUAGUUGGUAAACUCCAUAUUUAAAAAAUUUCCCUGUAUACAUAGUGCAUGGUAGACCCUUAGUAAUGUUUUUGAAUUAAUGAGACAUGAUUCUAAAUGCCAAAUUGCACAAAAAGGUUUUUACUAUUGGAUUCUAAACUGCCAUGCCCUCUAUACCAGUGGCUGACAAGGCAUAUAGGUAUAUAUAUAUUGUCUUGAGAGGAGUAUUCAGAUUCUGAACCUGAGAAAAGAGAACUUUCUCUUGUGAUGUUGGAAACUUCCAUUUUGCCUUUAUAAUCCUUAUAGACCACUUGGUCUCACUCGUUGGUACAAUUAUGAGGGUAAUACUGGGUGCUCUUUGUACAACUUUCCAUCCCCACACAGUUGGAGAAUAAUUUGUAGGCUAGAGCAGUUAAAAUGCUUUUAACUCUGGUGUAUUGUAAAAUAAUGAACACAUUCUUGUAUAUGUUAAAGCCUGCUAAAUAAUUCAGUUAGAAUGAAGUAACCUCAAGGUACCAAAUACCCCACAUAAGGAAAGUACUACAUUAAUUCACUCAACAACUGUUGUAUGCCUACCAUGUGCCAGAUUUUAUCCUAGACACUGAGGAUAUAGCUUUGUAACCAAAGCUAUAUCCUGUUUCAGAGCUUGUAUUCUAGUGGAAGAAGUUAGACAAAGCAUUUUAAAUAAUAAAUGUAUUAUAGAGAGUGUCAAGUGAUGAGUACUAUGAAGAAGAGUAAAUUAGGGUAAGGGGUUAGUGUGGUGGGAGAGGGGUGGGAUGCCAUCAUAUUUAGGGGUGUUUGGGAACUGUCUACUGCUUUAGCAUUUGUGUCUUCAAAUUUCCCUCCUUUGGUUAUAUACCUUGCAUAUUCAGUACAUUCAUAAAGUUUCUUUCUUAUACAAGUUCUGAUACUGAAUUAAGGAAUGGGUAACUACUUAAGACCUUAUCAUUUCAGCUACACAUAAAGGGUUUCUCUCCAGUAUGGAUUUUGCUAAUGGUUAAGUGAUACCGAAAGGCCUUGUUGAAUUUUUUACACUUGGGGUUUCUCUUUGGUUUGAAUUCUCUUGUGAUUACCAAAACUCUGUUAAAGAACUCUUCGCAGUCCUUAAAUUUGUAUGUUUCUUUCCCAAUAUGAAUUUUUUGAUGUUAACUAGGCUUCAAGGCUUAAUUAAAGAUGUGUCUGCUGUGCUGCAUUUACAGGGUUUUAGGCUACUGAAAAUAUUGAUGCUGAUUAAGGUGCAAAUCAUGACUAAAGACUUUUUUCUUUUGCAUAUAGUAGAGUGAGGUGAGGGUCAUGGCUAAAACCCCACAAUAACAUUACAUUCCUAACUUUACCAUCUUGCUGCAAAUUCUGAUGUUCAUUAAAGUGUGAGCUGUGUCAAAAGUCAUUCUUAGAUUCAUUUUAAUGGCAUUUUAAUAAACUCACAGUUGGUAACAUGCUGGUUUUAGAUUGCUUGUCUUGUUUCUCUUUCUACUUUCUAGGGCUCCUUUUCUAGCUUAAAUAAGGGUACCCCAUCUGCCCAGAAUUCAGGAUUCUAUAGUUCUUUAAUUUCACUUCUCUAUAUUCUUUUUUUUUUUUUUUAACAAUGAGAUGAUAUGUUACAGCAGUAUUACAUUAACAUGCAUUUAAUAUAUCCACAAUUAAAGUAUGCAUUAUGUAUUUAUGCUGGUGUUCUUUCAUAUUUUUUAUUUCUUCUAGUGAAAAUUUCCAAGUAAACUGUUUUUGAGCAUAUACAUUUUUAAAAAAAUAAAACCAUACACCCCUA